Eurypyga helias (sunbittern) is the source of this 2284-nucleotide messenger RNA. RefSeq names its product cadherin 17, LI cadherin (liver-intestine) (gene CDH17). Gene Ontology annotation, cellular component: plasma membrane; adherens junction; catenin complex. The transcript is spliced from 15 exons. The record is from RefSeq and is a predicted model, not a curated record. Lineage: Eukaryota; Metazoa; Chordata; Aves; Eurypygiformes; Eurypygidae. Gene Ontology annotation, biological process: cell-cell junction assembly; cell morphogenesis; multicellular organism development. Gene Ontology annotation, molecular function: calcium ion binding; cadherin binding. The annotation marks the transcript as partial.
GAGAAGCACAGGCGGACACGGCCAACCUGUGCAGAGGUGAUUCCCACUGCUGAAAGGAAGAAGCAUUUUUAGAGCAAAAUAAGCUUUUCUUGUUACAGGAGCUGAAGCAAAGCAUAUUCCAGUAUGUUUAAGCUGUGUGGACUUCAAUUUCUGCUCAUCAUUCACUUGGCUAUGUGCCAGCCUUUGGGGGAACUGCAUGUAGCUGGGCCUCUGAAGGACAUGGAUUUCUCUAUUCCAGAAGGAGGGGGAAUGCGCUUAAUUUACCAGUUCACAUUAGACCCACCUGCUGUGAGUUUCAGAGCAACUGGUGAAAAAGAUGGAAUAAUUGACAUUGUGCCGAAGACAGGCAUCCUGUAUCUCAAUGGGUCUCUGGACUGGGAGACCAAAACAGUGCACAGGCUGCAGGUGGAAAGUCUGGAUGAAAAAGGAAAAGUAGUGAAAGGUCCAUAUGCUGUUACAAUAUAUGUGGAGGAUAUCAAUGACAACCCACCAGAAUUUGACCAGAUAAAGUAUACUGGAGUAGUGAGGCAGAACUCCCGUCCAGGCAAGCCCUUCAUGAAAGUCCACGCCACUGACCGCGAUGAUCCUACAACUCCCCAUGCACAGCUAACGUACAGCAUUCUCCAUCAUUUUCCCAACCCUUAUUCGGAAAUGCUUUUCCAGAUCAAUAACGUAACUGGAGAAAUCUCACCAAGUAAGAUGGGCUCUUAUUACUUAGAUCCUCAAAAGCAGGACACCUUCACACUUGUUGUCACCGUGAAGGACAUGGCAGGGAUGACAAUGAAUGCUUUCACCAGCAGCGCUGAUGUAAUCAUCACUGUGAAGGAGAGUUUGUGGAAAGCUCCCCCCACCAUACGCAUCCAAGAAAAUUCAACCCAGAUCCACCCUGUCAACAUCACCGAGGUGCACUCAAAUGAUCCAGAUGUAAUUUAUGAGCUUUUUGAAAAAGAAAAGCUGCCUAGGCUCCCAUUUUCCAUUGAUCAGAACGGGGUUAUUUAUGUGACGGAACCAUUGGACAGGGAAGAAAAGGACUCUUAUACUUUCUUUGUGGUCACAAAAGAUCACGAGGGAGAACUGGUGGACAAACCUCUGCAAAUUCAUGUUAUUGUGGAAGACAUUAAUGACAAUCCCCCUGUGUGCAAUCACGCCCUCACUGUAAUUGAAGUUCAAGAAAAUGAAGGUGGAGGAAGUUAUAUUGGCACCCUGCUUGCUACGGACAUGGAUCAGGAGGACACCCUCAACUCUCGUCUGAAGUUCGAAAUCGAGAGUCAGGUUCCUGCUGUUCCUGCAGAUAAUCUGUUCCUUAUUCAGAAAGACACUGGGCUUUUGCAGUUAACCAGCCAUUCAUUAAACAAGCGGAUGGUAUCCAACUAUACCUUGAAAGUGCAGGUGACAGAUACAGUAUUCCAAACAAUCUGUGACGUGCAAAUACAUGUCAUCGACAUCAAUGAUCAGAUUCCCAUCUUUGAAAAACCAGAUUAUCACAAUGUGACUGUUGCAGAAAGUCUCCCAGUAGGAACAGUGAUAUUAGAAAUUCAAGCUACUGAUGGAGACGAGCCUGACACAGGGAGCUCCUACAUCCAUUACCAAGUGAAGGAAGGAGACCCACACAACACGUUCAUCAUAGAUACAGAUCCUGAAACGAACCGAGGGUUUGUCAAGAUUCACAAGCCUCUUGAUUUUGAAGCAGCUCCGAUGUACAACCUGGUGAUCAGCGCCACAAACCCCGAACCGUUGGUAUCAGGCGUGAAUUACAACUCAAGCUCCCUUACCUUGUUUAAAGUUUUCGUAACAAAUGUGGAUGAGCCACCUGUUUUCAACAAGACAGUUUACAACAGUGAAGUGGCUGAAGACAUUCCUGUCAACUCCCUGGUCUUGUCGGUGGAGGCCUAUGAUCCUGAAGGGGAUUCUGUACGAUACUCCUUAGAAGGUGACAAAAGGAAAUGGCUGAAGAUCGAUUCAACCACUGGGCAGAUAUACACUGCUUCCAAUUUGGAUCGAGAACAGCAAGAAAUGUACACGGUUGAUGUUGUUGCAUCAGAGCGAAAUAAUCCAUCUCAGAAAUCCCAAACAACCUUGGUACUGCACUUAAAAGAUGUGAAUGACAACCCUCCACAGUUAUCUAUGAAUCAUCCUCCUUUCUUCUGCCACCCAGUCAGUGGAGGAGAGAGAUUUUUUAUUGAAGCUACCGAUGCUGAUGAACAGUUGUUUUAUUCAACAUUUACUUUUUCUCUUGUGGAUAAUAUGAAUACAAAAAAGAAUUGGGAAAUCUCAAAAGUCAAUG